CUUGUAUUAAAAUGUUCAGAGCCUUGAACCGUUUUGCUAUUGAAAGGCCAGUCAUCUUUUGGUCAUGCGUUCUUGGUGGCAUUGGCCCUGUCAUGGUAUUGACCGUACCCAAGAUCAGACGUGAAUACUUUGGUUUCAAGGGCUAUGAACCACUUCCUAUUACAUAUCCUCUCCCCAAUCGUUCUCGUAACCCUCCUUCCGGAUAUGAAGACAGUGCAUAAUUGGAUAGUUGAUAUAAACAUACGCACACCACACACAACACAACACACAUUUAUACAAGAAUAUAUACAAUCAAAUGUACACAUAUACAGCGAAAUAAAAUAAAAAAUAUCAAACGAAGUAUUGUUUAUUGAUACAUGGU
Molecule: messenger RNA, 361 nt
Organism: Rhizopus microsporus ATCC 52813
Lineage: Eukaryota; Fungi; Mucoromycota; Mucoromycetes; Mucorales; Rhizopodaceae
Product: NADH-ubiquinone oxidoreductase 9.5 kDa subunit
Exons: 3
Coding region: 12-221 (69 amino acids)
Source: RefSeq, a predicted model, not a curated record